GGAGGUUUUGGGCAUUUUCACGAGCGGCAUUUAACCAUCAUGGCGGCAGAUUCGGUGCAAUACCAUCUCGAACGGAUGGUGCCCGAGUUGGAGGACCUCCAAGAACGCGGCUUCUUUACUGCUGCGGAGAUAAAGUCCAUUGUCAAACAACGCACAGCACACGAGUACCGUAUCCACCGUAUCAUUCCCCUCAAAUCCGAUUUUCUCCGCUAUAUUGCUUUUGAGGAAAAUCUGGAGCGCCUGCGACGGAAACGAAAGCGACGAAUGGGACAAGAAAAAGAGGCAGCAGCGCAUGGAAAGCCUUCUGAUCCCUCUGAGCCACCACAGAGCAGUUUAUCUGACUAUAGUAUCAUGCGGAGAAUCCAUGGGCUGUAUGGAAAGAUGCUGAAAAAGUUUAGCGGGGACACCUUACUGUGGGUUCAGUACUUUGAUUGGUGCAGAAAAGUCAACAGCUCAAAGGCACUCGGGAAGAACUUUGCCAAAGCGAUUCAGCUACAUCCGACAAAAGCCACAUUUUGGGUUAUGGCUGCUGCAUGGGAGUUUGAGCAGAAUGCAAAUAUGACAUCUGCACGUGUCUUAUUGCAACGGGGCCUGAGGAUCAAUCCGGAGAGCCAGAAACUGUGGUUGGAGUAUUUCAAACUGGAAUUGUUAUGGAUUGAAAAGAUCAAGGAGAGGAGAAAGGUUCUCUUCAAGGAUGGUGUACCUGGAGGGACGGCAGAUGCCGGUCAAGAUGACUCCAAUGAUGAGAGCAGCGAAGGAGUUACAGUUCCACAGCUCCAGGAAGAAGCACAUCUCUCCGCUACAUCACUUGAACGCGAUCCGACCGUCUCAUCAUCGACCACCCAGUCCUCCGACACAGCCGCUCUCUUGAAACCCACCCUCACUGCAAUGCAACAGACCCUCCUUAACGUUCUCAUUCCCCGUGCCGUUUACCGCAACGCCAUCAAAACCAUCCCAAAGGACUUGGACUUUCGUAUCGCUUUUCUGGGCAUUUACAAGGACUUUGGUGCCGAGACCCUGGCGGGACAAGAAGAAGUUUACGAGAGUUUACGUGAGGACUUUGGCCAUCUCCCUGCAGCACAGCGUGUGUUGGCGGAGCGGCAUGUUGAUGGAGUUGAUCCCACUGACCCGGCAUAUCCGGCUGCACUAAAAAAGGCUGUCCAAGCCUUCAAUAGUGCUGUGGAGCAACUGCCAUCGUCAGAGAUGUGGGAGCGGUAUGCAGACUUUUUGGCAACCUCGCUAACACGUGUUCAAGAAGAGAAUCUGACAAAAUACCUCACCCACCUCCUCCUGAAAUCCAUCACCCACGCCCACACUCACCACUUCGCCACUGAACGCAUGUAUCUCACCUGGGCAAAACACUCUGCGCCAUUACCCGUCCUCCAAGCCGCUCUUGAACGCCUCCCCGGUAGCGCCCAAUUAUGGAUAUCCAUCAUUUCGCACAGUAAGGACGAAGCCAAACAAGAACUCUACGAAAAGGCUAUUAAAGCCGUCCAAAAAGAUGAACAACACGUCAUUUGGACGGCUUACUUGCAGUCGCUGACUCAACACUGGGCUCCUCCCGUCACGGCCGACUCUGACGCUCCCGACUCGUUUUCCUCCAUCUCAAACCAAUUCACAAGAGCCCUCUCUAUCCUCUCUUCUACUCCCCACGAAGACACGAUUCUAUCCCUUUACCUCCAUUUCGCACGAACAGCGGGAUUAGGACGUCUUCGAAGUGUUUACGACCGUCUUAUCGGCACAAAAACUCGCAGCACGUCAUUUUAUAGGACCUGCAUCGCGAUGGAAACGGAGGGUGCUAAACGGCCAGUGUCUGUUGAUAUGGACAUGGUGCGGAGGGUGCGGAGGCUAUGGGAAGGUGCACUGAGUUCCAAUGUGUCCAAUAUAGAUACGUGGCUAGAUUACAUUCAUUUUGAAAUGACCGUCCCAAAGGACUUUGAUCGUGCGGCUCAGUUGUAUUGGAAAGCUAACAAAUGUGUUAGUGAUCAGGAAGAGUUUGUGAGACGGUACGAGGAAAUGAAGGGCGGUUUGUGAAUUGCGUCUUUAAUAUACUUGAGCGAUUGUACCUGCACGUCGUGUUGCGAAUUUGGUGCGGAUCCGUGCGUCGUCCCAAAGAUGCUUUUCUAAAAGUAAGAUCCAUGCGCUGCUUCAUUGCUACAAGGUGGCACUGACCAACACAUUUGAUAAUGUACAAAAACC
Molecule: messenger RNA, 2199 nt
Organism: Spizellomyces punctatus DAOM BR117
Lineage: Eukaryota; Fungi; Chytridiomycota; Chytridiomycetes; Spizellomycetales; Spizellomycetaceae
Product: snoRNA-binding rRNA-processing protein UTP6
Exons: 4
Coding region: 40-2034 (664 amino acids)
Biological process (GO): maturation of SSU-rRNA from tricistronic rRNA transcript (SSU-rRNA, 5.8S rRNA, LSU-rRNA)
Cellular component (GO): Pwp2p-containing subcomplex of 90S preribosome; small-subunit processome
Molecular function (GO): protein binding; snoRNA binding
Source: RefSeq, a predicted model, not a curated record